Carassius gibelio (silver crucian carp) is the source of this 2531-nucleotide messenger RNA. Its product is annotated as B-cell receptor CD22-like. The record is from RefSeq and is a predicted model, not a curated record. The transcript has 11 exons. Bases 42 to 1511 code for a protein of 489 amino acids. NCBI's taxonomy places the organism in Eukaryota, Metazoa, Chordata, Actinopteri, Cypriniformes, Cyprinidae.
UGCAGAUUGUAUCCUGAUCAUUUAUAGUGCUGUCACUGCUCAUGAGUGUUGAUGAAAUGGGUCUUGCGAUGGUGAUGUCAGUCAGAAUGGCUCCUCUUCUUCCUCUGAUUUUUCUGCUCAUUAUUCACAAGGUUUACAGUAAGGAGGAAGUUGUGAAUUAUAGCCAUCCACACAUCUGUGCACUAAAGAACUCAUCAGUGAUAAUGAGUUGCACUUAUACAUACCCUACUGGAUGUAAGAUUGAGAAAGUGUUCUGGACCAAAAACCCUGUUAAGGGUGCAGAGAAUCCAGAUCUGUCUGUGGAUCCUGAAUACAGUCAGAGGCUUCAGUAUCUGGGAGACAAACAGCAGAACUGCACCAUCAGACUGAGUCAUGUGACACAGAAGGACCAACACAUGUACUGUUUCAGAUUCAUCACUGAUAAACCUAAUGUGAAAUGGACUGGUUAUCCAGGAGUGACUCUUACUGUCACAGAUCUUCAGGUGGAGGCUCCUGAGAGAGUGACAGAGGGUCAUAAUGUCAGUCUGACAUGUAAAAGCAGCUGCACUCUGACUGACAGAGCAACAUUCAUCUGGUACAGAAACUCACAGCAAUUAACUGAGAGAAGAGACAGAAACAAUCAACUCCUGCUGCAGUCAGUCAGAAGAGAGGAUGCAGGCAGAUACAGCUGUGCUCUACAUGGACACACUUACAUCUCUCCUGCUGCUCAGCUCAAUGUCUCCUAUGCACCAAAAAAUGUCUCAGUGUCCAUCAAUGGAUCUGGUGUAAUAGUGGAGGGAGAUUCAGUGACUCUGAUCUGCAGCAGUGAUUCAAACCCUCCUGCUCUGAACUUCAGCUGGUUUAAAGGAGGAACGUUUGUAGGAUCUGGAAGAAUCUACAGCAUCUCAAACAUCAGCUCUGAUGAUAGUAAAAAAUACAAGUGCAAGUCCAUCAAUGAACAUGGAGAGAAAUACUCUGAUGCUCUGAAUUUAAACAUCAUGUACUCUCCUAGAAGUGUCUCAGUGUCCAUCAUUAAGUCUGGUCAGUUCUGGGAAGGAGAUUCAGUGAUUCUAAUCUGCAGCAGUGAUUCAAACCCUCCUGCUCUGAACUUCAGCUGGUUUAAGGAGAAUCAAAGCUCAGCUGUUGGAUCUGGACAGAGUUUCAGUGCACUACAGAGUGGACGCUUCUACUGUGAGGCUCACAAUCAACAUGGAUCUCUGAGAUCAGACGCUGUUACUGUCACUGUUAAAGGACAUCUGGUGAUAUUGUACAUAUCCAUUGGAGUGGUUUGUGGAGCUGCAGUUGUCAUAAUGCUGAUAAGCCGAUGGAUUAAAAACAGAAAUGGUGCUCAGAAGUCUCAGGUGAAUCAUUCCAGACCUCACAAUGGCCUACACAAAACUUGCAUUGGUGAGAGGACUGAUCCUGUGUAUGAGAAUGUAGAGGCUGCUCAACAUGACUCUAAUACCUGUAAACCUGAUCUGAACUCUUCUGUGUAUGAAAAUAUUACAAAUAAAAAGAAGAAGAGGAUAUAGUGUUUUGGAAACAAAGCAAACAUUUUACACCAAAUCUUUGUUCGUGGAGACCUGUUUGAUUGACAGAAGUGUCAUGAUAUGGCUAAAGUAAUUUGUAAAAAAUAAAUAAAUAAAGUAAAAGGUUUUGAAAUUAUUAACUGAUGUAAAAGCAUGUAAUCACAAGUGUUUUUUCCUUUACAUUUUAUAUAUCUUAUACUACUUUACUUAGAUUUUAAAUGUUUUUAAUAUGUAUCAGUAAAAUGUUUAUGUUCUGCAUUAACCCUCUGGAGUCUAAGGGUAUUUUUGGGGCCUGGAGAAGUUUUGUCAUGCCCUGAUAUUUGUGCUUUUUUCAGUUUUUUAUAAAUAUCUAAAUGGGUAAAGUCUAAUGUCACUGUAAUCAGCACAAACUGGGCUAUAAUAAUAUGUGAAAUGCAUGCAUGUACCUGAUUGUAGUUUUGAGAAAAAAAAAAUGUUAUGCAUGGUUAGUGAAAAACUAAAAAUGUUAAAUCACUUGAAUAAGGCAAUAAAACACAUACAUAACAUUGGUUCCCGGGAUUGUUGAGAACUGGAGCUUUUAGCCUAGAAUUUGUCUUUCUAAAUUAUGUGAAAAUCACCUUGUUUACUCACUCACAGAAAACAAUAUAUUGAUUUAAAUUUUCUAAGACACUUUUUGUUGGUAAAAGUCAUAUAGGUGUCAACUAUCAUGAAUAUCAUUGUGAUAUACACCUGAGAAGACAAAGCCCUGCAUAAUGAGCUGCAUAAUGAGCCUCUCAUUCAGCUGAGCCACUGUGAGUGAGGAGUUACAAGAAAGAAUGUGAGAACAAAAUAAAUCUAUAUAAUUUUAUGUUUGUAGUUUAUUAAGAAUAUAUUUAACUAUCCCACAAUAUAAUUUAAUAUCCACUUGGGGGAGCAGUUAAACAGUUUAUUAGGGACAAUCAAAGCUUACUUUCAAACAAAUUGUUUGACAUCCUUACUCCAGUCACACAAUCCUUCAGAAAUCCUUUUAACAAUCUUAUUUUCUACCAAAAAAAAAAAAAAAAA